AUGUGAGGGAUUCUUGCUGUUGGGUUUUGUCAGAGAUUAGAAUGAACUUUGUCUCUGUUCCUCUUUACAAAGGAAAGCAGGAUCUCCGGUUUUGUCUCGUUAUGAACUUUAUCAACUAAAAGUAUGCCUCUUGUCAUCUGGUUGGGUUAUAAUUAAAAUGGAGAAGGUGUGCUUUUAUGGACAAUCUUGCGUUUGGUGGCAGGACAGGAAAUGAGGGAAAUUAUUGGCGUUUAUUAUCCGAGACAUCUUCAGGGUGUAGUCUAAAGGAAGUAGCCUGGGAGCUGCAGUCAGGCAGGCGGUAUGUAUUGCAGCGGCUCGCAACCAGCUGCCCCCGAACAGACUCCCGGACAGGGCUCCAUUGUGGAGCGGCUGUCUCGGUAUGGCAUGCAGGUCAUGCCCGGAGCCUCCCCGCGUAGGUCGAGGCUGCAGAGGCAGCAAGAAGUCACCGACGGCUGCGCUCCGGAGAGAGAGUCCGUCCCGCUGGUUCUGCGUAGAAAGUACCUGACGGAGCUUCUCCUGAGCCGGGCUUCCAGCAGCGGAGUUGGCAGCGGGUUGCUGCAGAGCCUCUCCCCGGACCAGGAGGACUCGGACUGGGCUCUGUAUCCCAUGGAGCACGCCUGGAUGCUCCUGGCGGUAGAGGGGAACUACGAAACCAUCCUGGACUUCAUCUCCGAGGACCCGCAGCUGCUGACCCGGCGGGACUUCAUCAGCGGAUACUCGGUGCUGCAUUGGCUGGCCAAGCGGGGACAGGACGAGAUCCUGCUGAAGCUGCUGCGGUUCGCGGAGCGUGCGGGCUUUGCGGUGAAUGUGAACCUGCGGGGCAGCGGCGGGCUGACCCCGCUGCACGUCGCCAGCAUGCAGGGCCAGUUCGCGGUCGUCAAGCUGCUGGUCGGGGCUUUCGGCGCCAACGUGGACGCGAUGGACUACAACGGGAAGCGGCCGUGGCAGUACCUGCGGAAGGACGCCCCGGUGGAGAUGAAGGAGCUGCUGGGCACCUGGGACGAGGAGCACAGCUGCGGCUGUGCGCAAAACCUCAACAAGAACGUCAACAACAACUGCGCUGGCGCAGUGAGCGUGGCCGCAUGCGAUGAGGCGGAUGGCGAAGAAACUGAAGAAGUGAGUUACUUUGACAGAGCCAAGAGAAGCAGCUGGAGGUUCGAGUCUCUAAGGAAGCUGAAAUCCUCCUUUUCAUUUGUUAGAAGCAAAACUUGAGAUUAUGCCGUACUUUAAAGGGGCAGUGUUCUGUAAAAUCAACCUAUUUUAAGGUUUACAUCAUGUUAUGUUACUCUCAUCAAAAACCUACCUGGAGUGUUUUGAGAAACCAUUUAAUCUCCAUGGCAACCACUCAGCUGUGGAAAACACCUAUGUGGACCUAGCCCCGCCUUCGAGACGCAGCUCCACCUCAGUUUUCAAGUUUCUUUCUCCCAGAGCAGGCCUCUAUCAGUCAGCUCCUUCAGACUAGCCAGCAGCAAUUAGCAAACACCUGGUAGAACUAAGCAUCUGCUGAGCUCCUUAUAUGAGCUACUUCUCAAAGCAACAGUAAAGGUGUUGUUAAAGGGGCAGUAUGAUGUCAAAUCAAUUAUUCUGAGCUUUAUUUCAUGUUCCCUCAUCAAAAACAUAACUGGAGUGUUGCUUUGAUCCUUUAAUCUCCAUGGCAAACAUUUAGCUGCACAAAACGCCUGGUUGGACUUGGCUCCACCUUUGAGGACGUAGCUCCCCUUCAGAGCUGCGGGUUCCAAGCUUCCACCUCACAGAGUAACCCUCCCCACCCACCACUGCCUCACUCAGCUCCUUCAGACUAGCCAGCAGCAAUUGGCAAACACCUGAUAGAACUAGUUCAAUGAGCUACUUCUCAGUUUCUUAAAGAGACAGAGGCCUAAUUUUAAGACGUUACAUUACGAAGUCAAAUAACUUGUCAUUUGACUUGUACAUGAUUUUUUAAAAACGGAAGAUAAGGCCAUUAUCAGAUAAUGGCACUAUGUGCCUGGAAAAUACGUAUUGCCCCUUUAAAAUAUGUAAACAUGCAUGUUUUGGUAAUUACACCUCUUCAAACAUGUAAUUACCUUUUGGCGAGAAGUUUUUUGUUAUUCCUCUAAAUGAUCUUUAGCUAAUAGAAAAACCAAAUCAAAUUUAAAAUUUCUACUGAUCCAUUGUGUUUAUGAGCAACAAUCAAAUGUAUGUUUUUAUUUACUGCUGUCAGAUUAUAAAGUCCAAUUACCAAAUCAUGCACAAUGUGCAGUCAAUUAAAAUUUACAUUAUGGAUCUGCUUUUACAGUAAGUUAAAUGUGCUGUAAGUUUGCUUCUAAUUGUCCUUAAAAUGUGACAAAAACUUGCAUGUUGUAACAAUUUCACAAUUUCCUUGCUGCUUUCUCAAACACUUUUAAAUAAAAGUGUGACAGACUU
This is a messenger RNA of Xiphophorus couchianus (Monterrey platyfish), 2403 nucleotides long. RefSeq names its product sosondowah ankyrin repeat domain family d (gene sowahd). Lineage: Eukaryota; Metazoa; Chordata; Actinopteri; Cyprinodontiformes; Poeciliidae. The transcript has 3 exons. The record is from RefSeq and is a predicted model, not a curated record. Gene Ontology annotation, molecular function: protein binding. The coding region runs from base 301 to 1212 and encodes 303 amino acids.